AAGAAAAGAGAGGGGAGAUAGGAAAACGAGAAACAGAUGCAAUGAAAGUGGAAAUGGAAUAUGUGAGAAUAGGUCAAGCAUCCAGAAGCUCGAAAGCGAAGUUUCCUUCUCCUCUCUUUUCCUAUCUCUUCUGAAUUUUUCUUCCGCCCGCAGAAAAAGAAAAGAAAACAAGAGAGAGAGAGAGAGGCGUUGGAUAAAUGACCCAUGCAUCUCUUCCAGCGUAGCAAUCAGCAGCAGCAGCAGUAGUACCGGCAGAGCUCUCUCUCUCUCUCUCUCUCGAUCUCGAACUGCAUGCAUCUGGAUCUGUGGCACAUGCCUGCCUGACUGACUUUCUUAUCGUUUUUUCCCCUUUUCCCGAUCUAAUUUUGCUUUGGAUCGAUCAAUUUGGGGGUUUCCUUUGUUGAUUUUGUAUUCUGGAGCUUGAUUCUGUAUAUAUUUUUGAUUUCUCUUGUCGCGGUUGGUUCUGUGAGGGUGGAGAUUGGGAUCUUUGAUCUGUCGAUUUGGUUUGCCGUUGGAUUUUGUUGUGGAGGGUCUGAGAUCGAGAUCCGUGAUGGUUGUUUAUGAUGAAUUGUUGAAUUUGCAUUGCCUGAUUGGGAAUUAUUGAAGCUGAUUUGAUGCUGGAGUGGGAAAGUUUGGGGAAUUGCGUCGAUUUGUGAAGAUUGAGGAUAGAAGUGUGGGUUUGCACCGAUUUCGGUCAGUUUUCUGUCGUGGGAUUGAAUUCCUGCUCCUUGACUCUGUUUUCGUUUCUUUUUGUUUGCCCUUUGUGGAUUGAAGGCAGCUGGUGGUGGAGAUUGAUAUUUGUUGAUCUAUUAGUUUUAUCAUCUCCUCAGGCCGUAUUGGCUGUGAAUCAGAAUUCAGAAAAGCCAGACAGGAAGCUUAGGAAAGAAGACUUUCGUCAGUUUGAGCUUCAUUUUCCAAUUUGGGUAUGUGAAUGAAAGUGCGUGGAAUUCCACUUUCUCUUCACAAAUAAAUAUAGGAACCCAAGAAUUGGAUUGGAUUCUUUAAGAUCUUGCAUUUUGACGUGCUGUUGACAGUUGCUAAAUUGCGAAGAUUUCCAUUUCCACUCCAAUUGUCGGCUAGGGUGUGUAGAUAUUUGGGCAGUGUGAGGAGAGGAGAAGGUGUUCUUUUCCUUGUGUUCAGACGGAUUCAUCUACUGGAAACAGGGGAUUUAACUGUACAGCUGGUCUGGAGUGUUUACUAAGUAUCAUCAGGGCCCUCAGGAUGGGGUCCUGCCUAUCGGUGGAUGGGAGAAGUUCUCUCCCGCAUUCUACAUCAUCUGCUUCGGGGGUCGGGAAGCAGAGGAGGAAAUCGAGGAAAAAGCAAGGGAUGAGAAACUCCUCGUUUGUUUCCAAGGCAGAAGAAGACCAGCUGCACAGGGUCCCUGGUAGAAUGUUCUUGAAUGGGGCUAGUGGGGUCGCUUCCAUGUUCACCCAACAAGGAAGGAAAGGGACCAACCAGGAUGCCAUGAUCGUUUGGGAGAAUUUUGGUUCAAGAACAGAUACAGUUUUCUGUGGGGUUUUUGAUGGCCAUGGUCCCUAUGGUCAUUUUGUUGCGAGGAGAGUGAGGGAUUCUCUUCCCCUGAAGCUCAGUGCACAUUGGGAAGUAAACAUAGGUGGCGAUGACGGGUUGAGGGAGAACAACAGCAGUGCAGCAGGAAGUAUGAACUCUGAAGAAACUACCUCUUUAUUCAUGGAUGACGAACUGAGGGCUUCCGUGGAUCUUGAAGAGAAAGAGAAACAUCCAGAGAUCUUUCUGACACUUAAAGAGUCUUUUAUGAAGGCUUUCAAAGUUAUGGAUAAGGAGCUGAGGCUUCAUCCGAGCAUAGAUUGCUUCUGCAGUGGAACAACAGCGGUGACCUUGGUCAAGCAGGGUCAGGACCUUAUAAUUGGAAACAUUGGUGACUCAAGAGCCAUACUGGGUACAAGAGAUCAAGAUGACUCUCUGGUUGCAGUUCAGUUGACUGUGGACCUCAAGCCAAAUCUUCCAAUUUUUCUCACAGGGGAGGCAGAGAGGAUCAGGCAAUGCAGAGGGCGGGUGUUUGCCCUUCAGGAUGAGCCAGAGGUAGCUCGAGUUUGGCUCCCUAACAAUGAUUCCCCAGGCCUGGCAAUGGCGAGGGCUUUUGGUGACUUCUGCCUCAAGGAUUUUGGUUUAAUUUCUGUACCAGAAAUUUCCUAUCGCCGCCUCACGGAAAAGGAUGAAUUCAUCGUGUUGGCCACUGAUGGGAUUUGGGACGUCCUCUCCAACAAAGAAGUGGUGGACAUAGUGGCUUCUGCCCCGGCUAGGUCCUCUGCAGCUCGAGCCCUGGUUGAGUCAGCGGUCCGAGCCUGGAGGUUCAAAUACCCAACUUCCAAGGUUGAUGACUGUGCCGUUGUCUGCCUCUUUCUUGACUCCAACCCAGACACCGGCAAUUCCAAGAGGUCUGUCGAAGGAUUGGAUAUGGCCAACGAAAAGCAAGAAGAUCCAUUGGAAUGGUCAGCCACCGUCCGGACCUGUAAUGAGAUCGUUCCGGAGGAGGGUGGGGAAGCAUCGAAGCUGUUGGGCCCCACUGGGGGAGCAGCAGAUGAGUGGUUGGCGCUGGAGGGGGUCUCUCGUGUGAACACAUUGUUGACCCUCCCAAGGUUUGUAGCUGGUGGAGACCAGAAGAGGCCUGAAAUUCAAAAGUCGUCAGGAAGAAACGGUUAGUUUGCUCAGCUGGAAAAAAGAAAAAGAAAGAAAGAAAGUUUUAUUAUUAUUAUUAUUAUCAUCAUCGUUGUUGUUGUUGUUAUUAUUAUUAUUUCCCUUUUCUUUCCCUAUCCACCGUAAGUGCCCGGGGGAGGGAGUAUUUGUUGCUUCUGAUUGGAGAGGUGGUGGGCCCAGCUUUAUUAGUGUGUCUGGGCCGUCCUUUCUUUCUGUCUCUUUUGCGUGGGUAGAUUGAAGUUUUUGUAAAAUCCAACUCUCCACUUUUUUUUCUUUUUUUUCUUUUUUUAAAAUUUUAUUUCUUGUGAUUUGUUAUCAUGACAAUAGUUAGUAAAUAUGUUGUUCGGAAUAAAAUGGUGAGUGGAAAGUAGAGAGUCA
Magnolia sinica is the source of this 3054-nucleotide messenger RNA. Its product is annotated as probable protein phosphatase 2C 33. The record is from RefSeq and is a predicted model, not a curated record. NCBI's taxonomy places the organism in Eukaryota, Viridiplantae, Streptophyta, Magnoliopsida, Magnoliales, Magnoliaceae. Gene Ontology annotation, biological process: protein dephosphorylation. Bases 1222 to 2682 code for a protein of 486 amino acids. Gene Ontology annotation, molecular function: protein serine/threonine phosphatase activity. The transcript is spliced from 5 exons.